AUGCCGGCAUCUGGCGGGAUCUCAAGGAUUGGUGUAUAUGGUUGCCAAGCGACAGUGACUGGACAGUCGGCUUAUAAUAUUGGCACCGUUAUUAUGAGCAGAACAGCUCACUUUGUGCCAAAUGCUAUAAGCCAGACGGUAAACUCGGGGGAAGCGGUACGUCUAACAGUUACUGCUACUACGGGCCAGCAGUUAACUCGUUGGAGAAAAGAUAGCAGCAUUCCCAUCGCUUCGUCCAAUGACAGGCUUUAUUAUGAUAUCAAUGGAGCUAGUACAGAUGCUGGAACAUACGAGGUUCAUGAACCUGGUGUUCGCAGUGCAGGCAGGCAGGCGCUCAUGAGGUUACUUGUCAGAGGAUGCCAGCAAGAUAGAUGGGGUACCUCCACCUCAUGCAGUGGAAUUUGUCCAGUUUGCCUCAAUGGCGGAGUUUGUGAUGAUGUGGGUGGUCUGUGUAUUUGCCCGCCUGGAUUCAGCGGUGAUAUUUGUGAAAUUGUGCUGGGACCUAACCGCUUUGGUAAAGAUGGCAGUCUCUAUUGUGAUUCUGGUUUAUUGCCUGGUACUACGUCAUGUGAAGGGCUGCUGUUUUGCUUACCAGAUCCAUUUGGAUGCAUCUGCAGUGCUGGCUACAAAGGAAUUGAUUGUAAUACAGAAUGUGGUGACGGGACAUUUGGAGCAAACUGUGCACAAAUGUGUCACUGCAGUGAUCAAGCUACUUGUAAUAAAACAACAGGCCGUUGCCCAGGAACCUGUGCUUCAGGCUACAAGGGCAUCAACUGCCAAGAUGAUUGUGGAGCCGGCCAUGGUGGUUUGAAUUGCGCAACAUCUUGCCAAGCUCCAGCAGUCGUGACUAUGUUUCGUGAUGUAGCACCAUCGACCUCCCCGACUCAAGCUCAGAUUCAUCUGGCCUGGAAGUUUGUCAGCAAUCUCUGUGCAGUGGAGCGUUACCAAAUUGGAUACGAAUUGACCAAUCGAGACCAGUGUGCGGAAGUUACUUCGCUACGAGUUGAAGUAACAUCAGAUUUAUACGCCAAAAGUUUGAUAAUAUCGAGCGGCCUACAGCCAUUUUCUAGUUACACUGUGUACAUCAAGGCGUGGAAUGAGAUUGGUGCUGGACCAGAAACCUCUAUCUCAGUCACUUCAGGGGAGAGUGUUCCUACUGGAGAGCCUGAGAAUGUAAUGUUGUCUACUGGUCAAACCAAUGGUCUAUCCUUUACUUGGGACCCAAUACCUUGUGGAUCUCGACAUGGCUCGAUCGAAUAUCAUUACAAACUACAACAGAAGGAUGUGAACAGUAGUCGGGAGGGACAGGUAGCGCCCGAAACUGUGACAGUGGCCAGUGGGCUGCUCCCAUGUACAGACUACAUGUUUCAAGUUGCAGGUGUAACAAGCGCUGGGCGGGGACCGUACAGCACAUCUGUAGAAGCCAGGACUACAGUACAAGCUCCUAAUCCAGUAGAAGGCUUAAAUCUAAGCCCAUCAGCCAAUGAAAUCCAAGUAUCAUGGCAAGCCUCUACUGGGUCUGCCGUCAAUCCCUGCACUGCAAGCUCUUACAAUGUGACCUAUGAACUUCUGAACUUUGAUCAAUGCGACCCUAAGGGUAGUCCUGUUACAGUGAAUGUUGGCCAAGUAGAUACCACUACAGCAACCAUCAGUGGACUUGAACCAUACUCUUCGUACAGAGUCUAUGUAAUAGCAACUAACACAGGUGGUGACAGCUCAGUUGUUGGUGAUACGGCGAUAACUGCUGACAUAGCGCCAAGUGGCCCUCCAAGAGACAUCACAUCAACUGUUGUCACCAACACAACCCUCUCGUCCUCCUGGGAUCAACCAGACUGUGGCAGUCGUCGUGGUGUUAUAACUCACUACAGCUACACUGUAACCAGCACUGAUGGGGCGGUGAUAAGAAGUAACAACGUAUUCAGUGCAUCACUGGAUUUGACCGGUCUUAAACCAUUCACACAUUACACGCUAUCAGUGGCUGCAGGGAAUUCAUUUGGUUUAGGACCAGUUGCUGUGAUAACUGAACGAACCGAUGAAGGGAUGAAGGCCGUCUUUCCACCGUAG
Asterias rubens (European starfish) is the source of this 2064-nucleotide messenger RNA. Its product is annotated as tyrosine-protein kinase receptor Tie-1-like. The coding region runs from base 1 to 2064 and encodes 687 amino acids. NCBI's taxonomy places the organism in Eukaryota, Metazoa, Echinodermata, Asteroidea, Forcipulatida, Asteriidae. The transcript has 12 exons. The record is from RefSeq and is a predicted model, not a curated record. Gene Ontology annotation, molecular function: protein binding.